AUGUCCUCGAGUUCAGUUGAAGAUAUCCCAGACCAAUGUAAGGAUCUAUUCACUCAAGAUGGAGUACUUCUCAAGGCCUGUAUUGGACGCUCAAUCAAUGAGCUCAACUGCAUUGGAAUGCUCUGCAUUGUUCAGAAUGCUGAUGGCACAAAAUGCAUUGAGUGGAGACCAAAUGACUUGAUUACUAUUGAUUCUGACACCCAAGACCAGGAAUGGGCUGUUGUCAAUACUAUUGGACGUCGACAGCGAACACUUAGCGGUAAUAUGACGUCAGACUAUGCCACGGCUCGAGCUCGUAUCAUCAGAAUACCGAUAGACGAUCUAAAAACCUUCCGUGUCUCUCGCAACAACCAGCAAAUGCAGUUCUCAACAAAACCUGGAGUAUGGCAGAUGUCCUUCUAUUUCCAACAUGGCAAUGCAGAGAUUUUUGUUGCCUAUCUGAAGAACCACGUGAAAACCGCCAAAACGAGACAUGACAGGAAUACAUAUGUUAUUGUUGAGCCUAAUACAGAGACACAGGUGCUGAACAGAUCCUUUGCAGAGUUGGAUAUCUUUACGGAGAACCCAACGGAUGUUGUGUGGAGUUUAGUCUCUAAUUUGAGGCAGAGACCAUAUGAGACCACAAUGGAGGCAUUCUCAAAGCUCACUGAUAUUGUGUACUUUGGCAAUGAGGCAUUAAACGGUAAAAGGGAUGUAUCCGAGGAGGUGGCAGAUUUGUUGACAAAAAGCAUGAGUGCCAUGGAGGACGCAACCACAGUUGCCAAGAGUGAUGAAUACGAAGUUAUAAGCGUGAAACCCACCCUCCCUCCGCGACCUUGUAUACCUAGGGGCACCCCCUUGUCCACUGAAAAGUGGGAAGGCUUGCAGGACACAGAGGGAAGAGUGACUGAGGUAGAUGGUGUGAAACAACUUAUAUUUAGAGGGGGUGUCGCUCAUUCGAUAAGACACUCAGUCUGGAAAUACCUCUUAGAUUACCAUCCAUGGAGCAUGAGUCAUUCAGAGAUAAAGAACCUGCAAAGACGUAAGACUGAAGAGUACUUCUCGAUGAAGUUGCAAUGGAGGUCGAUGACAGAGGGUCAGGAGGCCAGGUUCUCUGAGUACAGGGACCGGAAGAGUUUGGUGGAGAAGGACGUGAACAGAACAGACCGGACCCAUCCAUUCUUUGCGGGCGACAACAAUCCGAAUUUGGUGGUGCUGCAAGACAUUCUGAUGACCUAUGUGAUGUACAAUUUCGAUUUGGGCUACGUGCAAGGGAUGAGCGACAUUCUUGCUCCGCUGUUGCUUUUGCUUGGCAACGAGGUGGACAGUUUCUGGUGCUUCGCCGGUUUCAUGGAGCGAAUUGCGCCCAACUUCGACAUGGACCAAGCGGGCAUGAAGCAGCAAUUGCUACACCUGCAACAGCUCCUGACAUUCGCCAGUCCCGAGCUGGCCCAACACCUGUCCCAAAAGGAUUCUGGAAACAUGUACUUCUGCUUCCGAUGGCUACUUGUGUGGUUUAAACGGGAGUUCUCCUAUCGUGAUAUCAUGAGGCUAUGGGAAGUGCUUUGGACCGGUUUGCCGUGUGCUAAUUUUCAUUUACUGAUAUGUGUAGCAAUACUCGACGCUGAGAAGGAUAUUCUCAUAAGUAAAGAUUAUGGCUUUACAGAAAUACUAAAACAUGUGAACGACCUAUCGAUGCGUUUGGAGGUGGAUAAGAUCCUCAGCACUGCCGAGGGGAUAUACCAUCAGAUUGUGUCGGCGCCUCAUCUAACAGAUCAGAUCAGGGUGAUUAUUGGUCUACCUACAGUUGGCUGUCCACCGCAGUCUGAUGGCAGCCAGUCAGACGAGGAGUCUUUGAGCCAGAUGCGGUCCGAAGCCCCUUCGCACUCAGGAAACGGGCCGACCAUGGCCCCCACCGUAAACGGUUACACUCGAAUA
Iphiclides podalirius (scarce swallowtail) is the source of this 1917-nucleotide messenger RNA. The record is from the annotation of a GenBank genome assembly. NCBI's taxonomy places the organism in Eukaryota, Metazoa, Arthropoda, Insecta, Lepidoptera, Papilionidae.